Candidula unifasciata is the source of this 382-nucleotide messenger RNA. Lineage: Eukaryota; Metazoa; Mollusca; Gastropoda; Stylommatophora; Geomitridae. The record is from the annotation of a GenBank genome assembly.
AUGAGCACCCCGAUUUCAGAGACUCAAUCAGAUAAAGUGCCCUUAACACGACCUCGCCCAGGUGGAACGCCUAAUCUGAAGGCUAGGGUCAAACGGCAGGCUACCUCCAGUUACCUAGGCUCGGCGGCAGCAGGUUAUGAGAGCACCCCACGCAGGUUCCCCAGUGAUGGCGAUAUCAUUGAAGAUGGCAGCGACGAAAGGAUCCUUCUCAACGUGGGCGGUGUUCGACAUGAAACGCAUGUCUCCACUCUCAAGGCCCAUCCCCGGUCCAGGCUGUCCCGAUUGGCCGAGGUCCACUUGGAUAAUGGAGGCGGUAGACAAGAGUACUUCUUUGACAGGCACCCGGCGGUAUUCAAUUCCAUUAUCGAUUUCUACAGAACAG